GGUCAGUAGCGGCUCUUCAGCCCGGGUGUCGCGGGUCUGUGCUCCUCCGCUCGGUGUCCGGUCUCCGGGAUGAACGGCUUCAGCACGGAGGAGGACAGCCAUGACGGGCCGCCCGCGCCGCCGUUCUUCGGGCAGAGCUGCUGUCUGAUAGAGGACGCGGAGCGGUGCGGGCGGCCGGCGGGGAACGCGUCCUUCAGCAAGAGGAUCCAGAAGAGCAUCUCCCAGAGGAAGCUCAAGCUGGACAUCGACAAGAGCGUCCGACAUCUUUACAUUUGUGACUUCCACAAGAACUUCAUCCAGAGCGUGAGGAACAAACGCAAGAGGAAGACCAGCGAUGAUGGAGGAGAGAGCCCGGACCACGAGGUGGAGGUGCCCGAGGUGGAUCUGUUCCAGCUUCAGGUCAACACACUGAGACGCUACAAGCGGCACUACAAGAUCCAGACCCGGCCCGGCCUGAACAAAGCUCAGCUGGCAGAGACUGUGAGCCGUCAUUUCCGGAAUAUCCCGGUGAACGAGAAGGAGACGCUCACGUACUUUAUUUAUAUGGUGAAGAGCAGCAAGAGCCGGCUGGACCAGAAGUCAGACAGCAGCAAACAGGUGGAAUAAGCCAUGGUCAGGAGCACAGGACCUGAGUGAAAGCAUGCAGAGACGCUCGUGCCUGCCCAUGCUGCUGCGGUGUGUGUGUGUGUGUGUGUGUGUUGUCCAGAAGAGCCGCAUGCUUCAGUUCCUCUGCGAGAUCUUCUUUAGUUUAGCGUGCUGCUGUGCUGUGCUGGAGCGCUGUACUCCUGCUCCACACAGUCUGCUGUUAGUUUCCUCUCCUCUUUCUUUAAUUCUUUGACUAAAUACAGUGAUUGUGGCACUACUCCAGUCUUCCUCCAUCAUUAUCCUCAUCCUCAUGGUGCUGCUGCUGUCUGUGGGAGAUGUGUGUCUGGAUGAUGAUCAUCUGCUCUCAGCCGCUAGCAUAUGUCACUGCAGUGUUCAGAUUAUCUGGGUUAUCCAGCACAAUAUGAGCAUUUUCACGAUCAGAGAUCAUUCAUAUUGUGACCGAUUGGGCUGAUGGUGUUGGGCAGCGAGCGUCUGCAGUCAAUAUACAGGAAUAAUCAAACAAAUGCAGAGGAAAUGAGGCUGAUUAAGCCACAGAACACAGACGAGCGCUGUGUGGUGUCAGGUGGAGUCUGACAGCAGUGAUGUGCAGAAGUGUAGUCUUCAUCAUACUCAUCAUCAAACUCGGCGAUCCUCUGCUGAAGUGCCACACUGCACUCUCUCCUGUCCACGAGGGUGAGCUGCAGUUGAGCUCCUGCUGUGAGGACCGCAGACACACUCCCCAUGCUGAACUCAUCUACUGUGCAGCAGUGUGUGUGUGAGUGUGCGUGCGAAUGAGUGAGUGAGUGAGUGAGUGAGUGUGUGUGCGUGACCCUGAUCAUCUGAUCUGUCUGAUUUAUUUGUUUUAUUGUCGGUUAUGGAGGUCAUUUGUGUCGGAGUAUGUGAUUUCGUCUUGAUAAAGUCCUGCCUUGUCGUGGGUAACAGA
This is a messenger RNA of Danio rerio (zebrafish), 1528 nucleotides long. It is a transcript of the gene sap30l, whose product is annotated as sap30-like. The record is from RefSeq and is marked provisional. Gene Ontology annotation, cellular component: nucleolus. Lineage: Eukaryota; Metazoa; Chordata; Actinopteri; Cypriniformes; Danionidae.